Messenger RNA from Rotaria socialis, 1338 nucleotides. NCBI's taxonomy places the organism in Eukaryota, Metazoa, Rotifera, Eurotatoria, Philodinida, Philodinidae. The record is from the annotation of a GenBank genome assembly.
AUGGGUUGUGUUCUUGGAGCAGUUGGUUGUUGUUGUGGUUCAGCAGCUUGUAGUCUUUGCUGUGCUUGUUGUCCGUCAACACGUAAUUCAAUUGUAACACGUUUAGCUUAUGGAAUACUUUUACUUUUUGGCAUGUUUAUUUCCUGGAUAUUUUUAAUACCGAGCUUUGCUAAUACAUUGGCAAAGAUCCCAGCACUAUGCAAAGGUAGUACCGUAGCUGGCAUGGAAGUAUUUCAAGGACAAAUAUCAUGUGAAAAUAUCGUUGGUUAUUUAAGUGUAUAUCGCAUUCAGUUUUCGUUCGCUUGUUUUUUUUUUACAAUGAUGAUUUUAAUGUUAUGCGUUAAACGAUCAAAAGACCCUCGAAGUGGAAUACAAAAUGGAUUUUGGCUUUGGAAAAUUUUAGUCAUUAUUGGUAUUUGUGUUGGAGCUUUUUUCAUACCAAAUCAAGGUUUUGCACCAGCUCUUAUGGUUAUUGGAACUAUUUGUGGAUUUGUAUUUAUAUUAGUUCAACUAAUUCUUCUCAUUGAUUUUGCUCAUAGUUGGAAUGAAAGUUGGGUUGAAAAAGGUGAAGAAGGAAGUAAAAUACAUUAUUGUGGUCUGAUAUUUUUUACAACAACAUUUUAUAUCAUAUCGAUUGUUGCGAUUAUACUUUUAUAUGUUUAUUAUGCCUCAAAACCAGCUUGUGGACUUAAUAUAUUUUUUGUGACAAUUAAUUUUGUAUUAUGUAUCAUGGUUUCUGUUGUAUCGGUUUUACCAACGAUUCAAAACUAUCAUUCAACAUCGGGCUUAUUACAAUCAUCAUUUGUUACAUUGUAUGUUAUCUUUCUAACAUGGUCAGCUAUGACCAGUGAACAACCAGAUCCUGUUUGUAAUCCAUCCUGGUAUGGAAUUAUGAAAGGAGGAAAUUCAACACAAUAUGAAGCAACUGGAAAUGGCUCAGUUGGUGUUACAUCAAUAAUAGCAUUGGUUAUUUUCUUUGGUUUAAUAGUUUAUUCAGCAAUGACAAGCUCAACAAAAUCUUCAGGUGGGAAAUUAUUGGGUAUUUCCGGUAAUGAGGAAACAGGAAGUCCAGUUCCACAAUCUGAGAGUGGAAAAAGUUAUGAUGACGAAGAGGAAGCAGUCGCAUAUAAUUAUUCAUUAUUUCAUUUCAUGUUCUUCCUGGCUUCAUUUUAUGUUAUGAUGACAUUAACAAAUUGGCUUAAACCGUCAAAUGAUGCUCAUAAUUUUCGUCAAAGUGAUUCAGCUGUUUGGGUUAAAAUAGCUUCAUCAUGGACAUGUUUGGUACUUUAUUUUUGGUCUGUUAUUGCACCAUGUGUAUUUCGUAAUAGAGAUUUCUAG